UUACUUCUCGGUGGGAGUCAGUUCUGUUAUAGUAGGCCACAAGGUAGCACAACGCGACUCGUGUGUUCCUUCAAUCCUCUUCGGACUCUCUCUUUGAGUUUCUUCGAAAGUUGCUGCUCGUCGACGUCGUCGUCGUCGUCGUCUUUGAUAGCUUCACUCGUCAUAGUCAUCGUUUCUCAAACAUUUUUAUGAAGAAAAUCCCGCGAUUUCAAAGCUGCUUUUCUAUUAUUCGUAAGCUCGGCACAGCCAUUUUGGAGAACGCUCGGAAAAUUCAGUGAAAUAUAAAUCAAAACGAUUUCAAUGUAAUUGAAAUAUAUUAGGACGAUAAAAAAAAUAUAUCUAACAAGUAUAUAAAAAAAAAAAGAGAUAUUCCGAAUGAUCCAGCACGGAAAUGUUUUGAGUUAGGUUCGUGCGCGCGCGCGCACCACCAACAACAACGUGCGCGUACUCUCCUUCUUUCGAAAGAGAAAGCAGCAGAGUAGUAUCCCCGAAGAAGCAUCGUAGUAGUCUCUUAGUUUGUCGAUCGAUUUUUUCUUAUUUUUGAUUCCUCUUCCUCUUUGAACAAUAUCUCGUCUUUACAAUUUGUUAUUUUCCCCUUCAACACUUUUUUAAAUAUCAAUUUUUCAACUUAAUUUGUUCUUUCGAUCUGUCAUCGUCAUCUCGAUUUGUUCGAUUAUCGAUCACCAACAAUAAUGGUGGUGGUGGUACUUUGAUGUUUGAUUUAUGUAUUUAAUUUCGUGCGAUGAUCUACAAGACUUUGUUAAUUCUUUGGAUACUUCGAUGGAUCAGUUUUCUCGGAGAUCGCACGUUGGCCCAGGCAUGGCCGACGAGCCUCGACGAGUCAUUGGACGAAAAAAACGACGCGGAAAUUUUUCGUGCGGUCGUUGAAUCUAUGAGAGAAUGGUCCUUACACAAACGUGAACGUCAUAGAAACAAAAGGGAAGUGUCUAAAGUUUGUUACGAGGAUGUUGGAUGUUUCGAAGAUACAGGACCCUUCAGUUAUCUCGAGAUGUUACCUUCCCCACCAAAGGAUGUUGGUACCAGAUUUCUGGUUUACGGUAGCAGAAAGGCAAGAUCAAUACCAAUGGAAGUGCCAGCUGAAGAUAUAAACGAUAACGCUCACCGUGCCAUAGAUCCCGAUUUGCCGACCAAAGUAAUAGUACACGGCUUUGGAUCUAGUUGCGAUCACGUGUGGGUUUACGAGAUGAGAUUGGCACUAAUGACCGUUCAAGAGUGUAACAUUGUGUGCGUUGAUUGGGGUCCAGGUAGUGCAGUGCCAAAUUACGUUAGAGCAGCUGCCAAUACUCGACUGGUCGGUCGUCAAUUGGCCAAAUUGAUUCGAAACUUGGAAGUACCCCAAGAGAGGGUACAUUUGAUCGGGUUUAGUCUUGGUGCACACGUAGCUGGUUUUGCUGGAGCUGAACUAGGAAACGUGUCUAGAAUCACCGGAUUGGAUCCAGCUGGGCCACUGUUCGAAUCCCAAGAUCCCCGAGCACGAUUGGACGAGACAGAUGCUAACUUUGUCGAUGUGAUACACAGCAACGGUGAACAGUUGAUACUCGGAGGACUUGGUUCUUGGCAACCAAUGGGUGACGUUGAUUUUUAUCCGAAUGGUGGACGAAUGCAAACUGGUUGCUCGAAUCUUUUCGUUGGUGCUGUAUCUGACAUCAUUUGGUCUGCCCCGGUUGAAGGUAGAUCUUUGUGCAAUCAUCGACGAGCUUACAAAUUAUUCACCGAUUCCGUCAGCCCAAAAUGUCGUUUCCCAGCAUUCCCAUGUCCUCGUGGUUACGAUGGUCUUCUAAAAGGUGAAUGCUUUCCCUGUAACGUUAAUGGCGAGAAUAGGCCUUGCGGUGACAUGGGUUAUUACAGCGACAAAUUACCAGCUAGAGGUCAGCUUUAUCUAAUAACCAGAGAUGAAGAACCGUUCUGUGCUCAUCAAUACAAAGUAAAGGUGUAUAAUAGUCGUGGCGAAAGACCAACCAGAAGUUAUGGCAAAUUGCAGAUAACCCUGAUAGGUGAGGGAUCAUUCAACGAAAGUUUUGCCAUGACGCGAAAGGACGAAGAACUUUUAGUAGGUGUUACGCUUCAAAAGAUAGUUGUACCUCAUCCAGCAGUUAACAACAUUCAAUCUAUCGAGAUCAAAUAUACGGCAUACAGUGGUUGGUUAUCGUCUGGAUUGGUAACUUGGAGUAUAGAUAAGGUUGCAUUGGUUGAUAGUUUUGGUAAAACUUUAUCGAUAUGUAAAAAUGGUUUGAUCUUGGAAUCUGGACGAACUAACCGUCUACCACUUUAUCCGGGUGAUUGUGAAAUACCCGUUGAAGGAGAAAACGUUACGAAUCCUAUAAUAGUUCCAUUGGAACGUAUGGUUCAAGAGAGACAAGGUGGUUUUGGACCAUUCACGAAAGAUCAAAAUUAUGAUUUUAGAAAUAUUUAUUCGAGUGAAUUCACGUCGAAAAAGAGAACCGGCGGUUCGAAAGGUGUCGGGCCAUUUACGAGGGAUCAAAAUAUUCGAUUGGUUGAUGGAUCAUCCAACGAUUAUGAGAAUUCUGAUGAUAGUUCUGGUAGUUCAUGGAAAAUCGUGGAAAUUUCAAACGGUGGUGAAUCGAAUUCAUUGGACAAUGGGGAAAUUGAAAAUGGAAGAAGUUUUUCUGGUUCUAAUUUUAUUCAACAAGUUUCAACGUUUACUGAAACCACUCCGGAGGAUGACACAACGACCAAACAAUAUUUGCCAGAAAUUCGUGAACCCGUGUUACGUUCGAAUAAAAAAGAAUCUGGUAGGUCACUGAAGUUAUCUGAGAUAACCGAACCAAUUUUAAGACCACGUUCGACGAGACAAAAUUUAGGUAGAAGAAAUACAAGUUAUGAUGAGGAAAGGCAAGAUGAUGAAAUACAAGAAACCUCGUCGACAUCUACGAGAGGAUUUACCGUACAAUUUUUACCUGAAAGAUUAGCUGGGAUACUUGCCCAAGCUGAGAAAUAUGCCAGGCAAACUUUGUUGCCGUUGAUUUCGCAAUACACGCCUAGUUUUGUCAGCAGUUUUCGUCAGGAAGAACCGAAAUAUUUUCCACCAUUGGGAGAUAGAAUGGAUACGACGAAGGAAUCAUUUGAAAGUACGGUUAGAUCGAGGGACCAAAAUGCUAAACAAUUGGAUUUGCAAAAAGAAAGUGUCGAAAAGGACGAGAAAGUAAAAGAUGAUGAGGCCAUUGACCAAAAUACUUCAAUGGAUGUUGUUAUUGUAAAGAAGGAGGAUAAUGUAACCAUAGAAAGAAAUGAAAGUGACGAGUGGGUGCCGAUCAAAGAACCGGAUCCUACGAUUUCUCAAAGGAACACUAACCUCUCUCGAUCUUUUGAGCUGAACGAUGAAGAAACGAUAACUACGACGAAAAAAUCCAACGAUUGGGUACCCAUAAUAGAAAGUACGACUAUCAUUUCAUCAGAUGAACCCAACAACGAGGAUCUUUUGAGAUCAACGAGUUCAUCGAUGGAUUCUGAAGAUCGUUUGAUAAUCACCGAAAGAUCAACGUCCGAUGAAACGAACGAGGAACGUAAAUUCAUACCACUGAUUGAUUUGGAUAAUUCCAAUGAUUUUUUUCCAUCGACCAGUUCAAACGACCUUGGCGAGUCUCGUUCGACGAUUAGCUCAACGACUUACCCUUCGCACAUACAAAAAAUUCCAAGAUCUUUGAACACGAGCAAGAACAAGGAACCCAAAUCUUUUCCGAAGAGGACGAUGAUGUUUCCUUACGCUUACGAAAGAAGAAAGGAUCCAAGGACGAGGUACAUACCAUUGAUUCCUGAGGAAGACCUCGGUAGAUCCAUUACGUCUAUCGAAAGGGAUCGUUGAUGGAUCAUUGGCCAUAGUUAAACACUACAAUUUGUGUUGCUUCUAUUAAAAUGAUCGCAAUGUGCCGAAAAAAGGAACAAACUUAAUUUAUUUUUUUUUUUGGCAAAGUAUUUCAUUCGUUACGUAAAUUAUUAUUGGUCCUUUUUAUAACUAGGAAAAACUAGCGUUCGAAUGUAACGAUACAAAUGAAAUAUUUGUAAAUGUUUGUUGCAAAAUUAUUCAUUCAAUUUUUUACAAAAUGAUCAAUAAAACAAUGAAUAUCGUAGAUCGUGAACUUCGAACGCUAGUCGUUUGAAAACAAACAAAAAACAUAGGAAUUUAUGAGGCAUUCGCAAGGAUAUUGUUAUUAAUUUUUAAGUUCUUUUUUUGUUAAAUGUUUGAUCAAUUAAUUAUGACGAAAGAAUUGUAAACGACCAGGUCGACAACUGUCGAUAGCUUUUUAGAAAAAAAAAAAGGCUCUUUUUUUUCAAAGUUA
Messenger RNA from Polistes dominula (European paper wasp), 4319 nucleotides. RefSeq lists its product as uncharacterized. Gene Ontology annotation, molecular function: lipase activity. The record is from RefSeq and is a predicted model, not a curated record. Lineage: Eukaryota; Metazoa; Arthropoda; Insecta; Hymenoptera; Vespidae. Gene Ontology annotation, biological process: lipid catabolic process.